Messenger RNA from Heterostelium album PN500, 957 nucleotides. RefSeq lists its product as uncharacterized. Gene Ontology annotation, molecular function: protein binding. The record is from RefSeq and is a predicted model, not a curated record. NCBI's taxonomy places the organism in Eukaryota, Evosea, Eumycetozoa, Acytosteliales, Acytosteliaceae. The transcript has 2 exons. Gene Ontology annotation, cellular component: mitochondrial outer membrane; peroxisomal membrane. The coding region runs from base 1 to 957 and encodes 318 amino acids. Gene Ontology annotation, biological process: mitochondrial fission; peroxisome fission; autophagy of mitochondrion.
AUGUAUAAUAAUAACAAUGAUAGUAAUAUUAUGACAGAAAAUAAUAAUCAGAUAAAUAAUAAUAAUGAUUAUGGUGAUGAUGUUAAUAGGAAACAAAUGUCAGGACAACAAUCAAAGCAUGGUCAUAGAAUAGUGUUACAUCGGAUUAUUCGGAGAAUAAAGAGAAUAAUUACUUGUGGCUGCCUUAGAUCAUCAGAUAAAAACAUUGAUUACGGUGAACACCGCAAUAAUCCACGUAGAAAAUCAGAAGCCUCCACAAGAGAUGCCUUUGAUAAACGAAGAGCUCCAAACACCACUGGUGAUAUUGAAAUGGUCAACAGAAACCAUCUGACAUUUAACAAUAACAAUGCUGACUAUCCAGUAUCUACAUCGGACAACACCAACGUUGUCAUUCCAACUGCCAAAAAUAUAAAAUACCUAAAGGAACGAACCGACAGUGAAUUGUACCUCGGUCAACUAAAUCAAAUGGAAUCGAAAUAUCAACGUGAGAAACGAUUGUCAAAUGGACAUCCAUCCACUGACAUCUCUCUACAAUAUGCAAUUGCAUUAUCACAUUCAGAAAAACACGAUACCAGAGCUAAAUCAUUUCCAAUUUUAUUAGAUCUUUUAAAAGAAGAUAAUGAAAAUAAGAAUUAUUUAAUGAAUUUAGGUACAUCUUAUUUUAAGGAUGAAAAGUAUCAGAUGGCACUGGAGUGUGCAGAGCGAAUCCUUCGAAUGAAUCCAUUGGAUAGUGAAGCAAUGUCAUUAAAGUAUCUGGCGCUGAAUGGAAUUGAAUAUCAGAAAGUUGACGAGCCACCUCUAACUAUGAACGGUACAAAAGAUACAGAUAUACCAAAACUAUCUCCUUCAAUUAAACAUCAGAUUAUCGUAGAAGAUGCAUUGGAAACAAGUAACAAAGAUAUCGAUGGUGAUAAUGAUUCAACAUCUGAUUCAUCAACCAGUACUGAAUCUGAUUGA